UCUCCUCUGAUUGGUGCGUCACUCAUCCAUGACGGAAGUAAGCCACGAAAGCCAAAAUGGGGACUCGCGUGAAGGUCCUGAGCGUGUUUAAAUCGCUGCACAGGACAAGGAUGGCUGUAUUCAAAGAUGAUGAGAGAGCACUGACAGCUGCAAAACUAAAGAUCAACGAGGAGUUCAGAAAAAAUAAAAAUGAAUUGUCAGAAGAAAACAUUAAUAAGAUGAUCAAAAUGGGCUCAGAUGUGGAAGCAGUUCUACGGGAGUCUGUACUUCAAGUGGAGCAUGUCGGUGAUCAGAAACUUUUGCUUCGACCAAGAGAGAGUCUUCUACUAGAAAAUGUCCCCUAUUGUGACCAGCCCAGGAAAAAGUCAUAACAGAGUGACUUGUUAACACAACAAGGACAGAGAUUUAUAUCUAUAUUGAAACACGAAAACAUGCUCACUACCAUCCAAGUAACAUUUUAUUUUGAUCUUCUAACCAAAAUCAGGACCUUAUGGAUACGAUUGUUUUUGCUGGAGCCAACUGAUGUUACUUUCUGUGAAAUAUGUGCUGUCACAUUUAAAUCAUGGUUUCAUGUGUACUGUUUAAUGAAAUUCUUUUAAAUUGUAUUAAUGUAAUGUGGAUGUUGUUGUUUUUUCUUACAACCGAGCAGCGGACAAAGAGGAGUUUUAGAUUUAAAUGUUCAAAACUGCCAAGAUUAAUUUAAAAAGGCAGGUAUUUAAAUUGAGAAGCAUGGAGGCCAAAACAAGACGAUAAAGUGCUGUUUGAGCCCUUUUAUAGUGACUAAACAUAAGUAAAUUAUAAACCAUCAUCAUCAAAAGUGACGU
Messenger RNA from Dunckerocampus dactyliophorus (ringed pipefish), 824 nucleotides. RefSeq names its product LYR motif containing 7 (gene lyrm7). The coding region runs from base 57 to 371 and encodes 104 amino acids. The transcript is spliced from 5 exons. Gene Ontology annotation, biological process: mitochondrial respiratory chain complex III assembly. The record is from RefSeq and is a predicted model, not a curated record. NCBI's taxonomy places the organism in Eukaryota, Metazoa, Chordata, Actinopteri, Syngnathiformes, Syngnathidae.